AAAAGAGGGCGGAGCUGCGCACAAGUGCUGGCUCCCCGCGGCCUUGGGCUCGGCUCUCUCCGCGCAGGGGUUUCAUGGCUUGCUUCAAUCUUUUGCUAUCUUAGAGCAAUUGCUUCUAAUUUUUGGGCAUCGCCGCCUCAGUUUACAGAAUAGUAUGGAUCUGGUGCCAGAGCCGGGAAAACGAUGCGCAUCGUAAGCCGCAAAACACUGGGCAUCCAGGACAGAAGCCACGGCGUUUGGCUUGGCUGAAGGCCAGUGCGCAUGCGCGAGUUUACCCUUCGCGGACUGAGCGAGCUCUUCUUGCCAGUCCUACCUCCGGGCUUCAGUCUUCGCCGCCUGUUCUGGUCCUUUCCCGGGCUGCUAUUGGAAGAACCGUGAACUAUGGAAGGCCUCUCUGGAUUGGCUGGGCUGGCCCAAGAGUAAGGAGAGCCCUCUUCCUGGCGGUGGGGAAGAGACGGCGGCUAUUGGCGGACGUUCCUGGCAGGAGAGCGCGGAUUGGUCAGGCACGGAGCAGGAGGCGGGGCUGAUAGCCCAGCGGCAGCGGUGGCCGCGGCUGCAGAGCGGGUGUGAGGGGGCUGGACCGCGCUGCAGGCCUCGGCAGGGCGCGGCAAGAUGGAGGUGACGGGGGUGUCGGCACCCACGGUGACCGUUUUCAUCAGCAGCUCCCUCAACACCUUCCGCUCCGAGAAGCGAUACAGCCGCAGCCUCACCAUCGCUGAGUUCAAGUGUAAACUGGAGUUGCUGGUGGGCAGCCCUGCUUCCUGCAUGGAACUGGAGCUGUAUGGAGUUGACGACAAAUUCUACAGCAAGCUGGAUCAGGAGGAUGCACUGCUGGGCUCCUACCCUGUAGAUGAUGGCUGCCGCAUCCACGUCAUUGACCACAGCGGCGCCCGCCUUGGUGAGUAUGAGGACGUGUCCCAAGUGGAGAAGUACACGAUCUCACAAGAAGCCUACGACCAGAGGCAAGACACGGUCCGCUCUUUCCUGAAGCGCAGCAAGCUCGGCCGGUACAACGAGGAGGAGCGGGCUCAGCAGGAGGCCGAGGCCGCCCAGCGCCUCGCCGAGGAGAAGGCCCAGGCCAGCUCCAUCCCCGUGGGCAGCCGCUGUGAGGUGCGGGCGGCGGGACAAUGCCCUCGCCGGGGCACCGUCAUGUAUGUAGGUCUCACAGAUUUCAAGCCUGGCUACUGGAUUGGUGUCCGCUAUGAUGAGCCACUGGGGAAAAAUGAUGGCAGUGUGAAUGGGAAACGCUACUUCGAAUGCCAGGCCAAGUAUGGCGCCUUUGUCAAGCCAGCAGUCGUGACGGUGGGGGACUUCCCGGAGGAGGACUACGGGUUGGACGAGAUAUGACACCUAAGGAAUUCCCCUGCUUCAGCUCCUAACUCAGCCACUGACUGCCCCUCCUGUGUGUGCCCAUGGCCCUUUUCUCUUGACCCCAGUUUAAUUUUAUUCAUUUUUUCCUUUGUCAUUGAUUUUUGAGACUCAUGCAUUAAAUUAACUAGAAACCCAGAAA
Molecule: messenger RNA, 1510 nt
Organism: Pongo pygmaeus (Bornean orangutan)
Lineage: Eukaryota; Metazoa; Chordata; Mammalia; Primates; Hominidae
Gene: TBCB
Product: tubulin folding cofactor B
Exons: 6
Coding region: 613-1347 (244 amino acids)
Biological process (GO): post-chaperonin tubulin folding pathway; cytoplasmic microtubule organization; tubulin complex assembly
Cellular component (GO): nucleus; cell cortex; microtubule plus-end
Molecular function (GO): alpha-tubulin binding; microtubule plus-end binding
Source: RefSeq, a predicted model, not a curated record